Messenger RNA from Juglans microcarpa x Juglans regia, 1988 nucleotides. RefSeq names its product zinc finger CCCH domain-containing protein 48-like. Bases 470 to 1753 code for a protein of 427 amino acids. The transcript is spliced from 9 exons. The record is from RefSeq and is a predicted model, not a curated record. NCBI's taxonomy places the organism in Eukaryota, Viridiplantae, Streptophyta, Magnoliopsida, Fagales, Juglandaceae. Gene Ontology annotation, molecular function: metal ion binding; protein binding.
AAACUCAGCGGGAGCUACCUGGAGCAAUAGCUUUUUCCCAGGGAACAAGAGAGAGAUUAGAUAAUACGUAAACAAAACUAGGGUUUCGGAUUCCAUUUCCCCCCAAAUCUCACUCCUGCAUACACACUUUGCGGAGUAGAGAGAAUUAGGGUUCUAAGUUCUAACAUUGUGACAGUCCACGAUCGCGCUCAAACCAUCCGCAAUUUUCCUUAUUAUAUCACACAUCUCCCCAAUUCUCUUAACUUUUAUUUAAUUCCCGUAAAUUUAAAGCCACCACGGAUUUUCUACUUCCAAUCCAAACUACUCAAAAAGAAGCACUUCUUUAUCAUCUCACCGUGACGUGAUUAUUUUCUCUCUCUGGAUCACAAUCUCAUCCAUUUUCCACUUUCAAUUCCAAAAGGAAAAUAACUAACAGAUAGGUGGUGAGUGCUGGAUCAGAUUGAUCAUUCAGAGAUUGGGAAUUCAAGCUAUGGACUUGGACAGCGGCAGCAAGCGCGUGUUCCAGCGGCUGGGUGGGCCCGUGGACCCCAAGAACCAAAAGGUCUGCUACCAUUGGCGGGCGGGCUAUUGCAACCGCCGCCCAUGUCCGUUCCUGCACAGGGAAUUGCCACCUCCCUCUUCCAACGUCACCCCCUUCAAGCGGACCCACGGCUUCGUCGAUGACUCAUCGGGCUUCUCGGAUCCCCGCUCCAGGACCAAUUACACCGGGUCGACGUGGGGCCGUUCCCACGGCGGUGCGAAUAGUAGAACAGUUAGGAAGCCGGAGAGAGUUUUCAAGGUUUGUAAAUAUUGGGUUCAGGGGAAUUGUGGGUACGGUGAGCAGUGUAGGUACUUGCAUUCUUGGAGCUUGGGAGAAGGUUUUUCGAUGCUAACACAGCUCGAGGGGCAUCAAAAGGUUGUGAGUGGGAUUGCAUUGCCAUCCGGAUCCAAUAAGCUUUAUAGUGGCAGUAAAGAUGAGACUGUAAGGGUUUGGGAUUGCCAGUCUGGGCAGUGUAUGAGGGUGAUUAAUCUGGGUGCUGAAGUGGGUUGUAUGAUCAGUGAAGGUCCUUGGGUCUUCGUUGGGAUGCCCAAUUUUGUCAAGGCAUGGAACACCGAAACUAACACUGAGCUGAGUCUUAGUGGGCCUAUAGGAGAAGUUUAUGCAAUGGUUGUGGGCAACGGUUUGCUUUUUGCUGGUACGCAGGAUGGGUCUAUAUUGGCAUGGACGUUUAAUGCAGCUACCAACUGUUUUGAACCAGCUGCAUCACUUAAAGGUCAUACCCGUGGAGUUGUUUCAUUAGUAGUUGGAGCUAAUAGGCUCUAUUCUGGUUCAAUGGACUGUACUAUAAGAGUCUGGAACCUUGAAACUUUGCAGUGUAUGCAGACACUUAAAGAACAUACUGAAGUUGUGAUGUCUGUUCUUUGCUGGGACCAGUUUCUAUUAUCAUGUUCAUUAGACAAAACAAUAAAGGUGUGGGUUGCUACAGAAAGGGGAAAUUUGGAAGUAACAUACACUCACAAUGAAGAGCAGGGCCUGCUUACCCUCUGUGGGAUGCAUGAUUCAGAAGCCAAGCCCAUCUUGCUAUGCUCUUCCAACGAUAACUCUGUCCACCUCUAUGAUUUGCCGUCAUUUUCGGAGAGGGGUAAAAUUUUUGCUAAACAAGAGGUUCGUGCAAUUCAGAUGGGUCCUGUUGGCGUGUUUUUUACUGGUGAUGGAACGGGUCAAGUGAAAGUGUGGCAAUGGUUACCAGAACCAGCGGCUAUCGCGCAAUGAGCAGCACUAUUAUUUUUUCUACCGAUUGUAUUGAUUAGUUUAGUUCACCACCUUUUUUCUGUUUAUUUUGUAACUGGUGAGUUUGAGUUGGGAAGGAAAAGUUGAAAAUGCCAGUUUGGGUUUAUUGUUGUAUUUGGUGUGUUCUCUUUAGUAGCACCGAAGCUGUUGUCUCCUUUCCCUGUGCCAUAAUUAUAAAGACAGGCUUCUUGGCCCAAUUCAGGCUAUUCUCUGUUUA